UAGUAAAAUAAAUUCAUGAGAAAAUCAUUGUCAAAGACUAUAUUUUAGUAGAAAUAUCCAAUAAUUUUAAAAACCUGAUAAAGAAAACAAACCAAAAUCUGCCUAUAUAUAUUAGCAAGUAUCAUUCUAGAGCUUCUCAAAUCAAAUCUCAGGAAACCGUUCCGGUCUUUCCUCUCGCCCUCGUCUUUGCUAUUAGCUCUGUUCUGUGGUAUAUUCGUUCUCUUCUCGAUUCAUCACAUCUCUAGUCUGUUCUGCGAAAAUGGAGUUACAGAACGAGGACAAGAACAAAGAAGAAGAGAAAAAAACAAAAAAGAAGUGGCAGAAGAGUUACUUCGAUGUAUUGGGAAUCUGUUGUUCAUCGGAAGUUCCUCUGAUCGAGAAUAUUCUCAAGUCUCUCGACGGCGUUAAGGAAUAUUCCGUCAUCGUCCCGUCGAGAACAGUGAUCGUUGUCCAUGACAGCCUCCUCAUCUCUCCGUUCCAAAUUGCUAAGGCCUUGAAUCAAGCUAAGUUUGAAGCCAACGUUAGAGUGGACGGGAAAGCCAACUUCAAGAAUAAAUGGCCAAGCCCUUUCGCGGUGGCUUCCGGCAUACUCCUCCUCCUCUCCUUUCUGAAGUUUGUAUACCCGCCUCUACGUUGGAUCGCUGUCGCAGCCGUCGCCGCUGGUAUUUAUCCGAUUCUUGCAAAAGCUGUUGCUUCUAUAGGAAGGAAGAGGGUCGACAUCAACAUCCUAGUCAUUAUAACGGUGGCAGCAACACUUGCAAUGCAAGAUUACAUGGAGGCAGCAGCAGCUGUGUUCUUAUUCACCAUAGCCGAAUGGCUUGAAACAAGAGCUAGCUACAAGGCAACCGCGGUAAUGCAGUCACUGAUGAGCUUAGCUCCACAGAAGGCAACAAUAGCAGAGACUGGAGAAGAAGUUGAAGUAGAUGAGGUUAAGGUUAACACCAUUGUAGCAGUAAAAGCCGGAGAAACCAUACCUAUUGAUGGUAUUGUGGUGGAUGGAAACUGUGAAGUAGACGAAAAAACCUUAACAGGAGAAGCAUAUCCUGUUCCUAAACAGAGAGAUUCUACGGUUUGGGCUGGAACCAUCAAUCUAAAUGGCUAUGUUAGUGUGAAAACAACUUCUUUAGCCAGUGAUUGCGUGGUUGCAAAGAUGGCUAAGCUCGUGGAAGAAGCUCAGAGCAGUAAAACCAAAUCUCAAAGACUAAUAGACAAAUGUUCUCAGUACUAUACUCCAGCAAUUAUCUUAGUAUCAGGUGGCAUUGCGGUUGUCCCGGCUGUAAUGAAACUACACAACCUCAACCAUUGGUUCCACUUAGCACUAGUUGUGUUAGUCAGUGCUUGUCCAUGUGGUCUUAUCCUCUCCACACCAGUUGCUACUUUCUGCGCGCUUACAAAAGCGGCUACUUCAGGGCUUCUAAUCAAAAGUGCUGAUUAUCUCGACACUCUCUCAAAGAUAAAGAUCACUGCAUUCGACAAAACCGGGACUAUUACCAGAGGAGAGUUCAUUGUCAUUGAGUUCAGAUCACUCUCCAGAGAUAUAAGCCUACACAAUUUGCUUUACUGGGUAUCAAGUGUUGAAAGCAAAUCAAGCCAUCCAAUGGCAGCAACGAUAGUUGACUAUGCUAAAUAUGUUAAUGUUGAGCCUAGGACUGAAGAAGUUGAGGAUUGCCAUAACUUUCCAGGUGAAGGAAUCUAUGGGAAGAUUGAUGGGAAUGAUAUCUACAUUGGGAACAAAAGGAUUGGUUCAAGAGCUAAGUGUUCAACAGUUCCAGAGAUUGAGGUGGAUACCAAAGGAGGAAAGACUGUAGGAUACAUCUAUGUAGGUGAAAGACUAGCUGGAGUUUUCAAUCUUUCUGAUGCUUGUAGAUCAGGUGUAGCUCAAGCAAUGAAGGAACUGAAAGACCUUGGAAUCAAAACUGCAAUGCUAACUGGAGAUAAUCAAGAUGCAGCCAUGCAUGCUCAAGAACAGUUGGGAAAUGCUAUGGACGUUGUGCAUGGAGAACUUCUACCAGAAGACAAAUCCAAAAUCAUACUAGAGUUCAAGAAAGAAGGACCAACAGCAAUGGUAGGAGACGGUGUGAAUGAUGCACCAGCUUUAGCAACAGCUGAUAUUGGUAUCUCCAUGGGGAUCUCUGGCUCUGCUCUUGCAACACAGACUGGUCAUAUCAUUUUGAUGUCUAAUGAUAUCAGAAGGAUACCACAGGCGAUAAGGCUAGCCAGAAGAUCUCGGCGCAAAGUCGUCGAAAACUUGUUCAUAUCAAUCACUUUGAAAGUAGGGAUACUGGUUUUGGCAUUUACUGGUCAUCCUUUGAUUUGGGCUGCGGUGCUGGCCGAUGUAGGGACUUGUCUGCUGGUGAUCCUCAACAGUAUGUUGCUGCUGCGAGAUAAGGACAAAACCAAGAACAAAAAGUGUUACAAGGCUUCUAGUACUUUGUUGAAUGGUAAGAAACUUGAGGGGGAUGCAGAGGAAGAGCUGGACUUGGAAACAGGUUUGUUAACAAAGACUGGUCAAUGCAACUCAGGAUGUUGUGGUGAUAAGAAAAAGCAAGAGAAGGUGAAACCAAGUAGUAAAUCCAGUUCUGCCCAUAGACAUUCUGGUUGUUGUGGUGAUAAGCAGCAGCAAGAUAAUGUAAAGAUGACUGUGAAAGAGAGCUGUUGCGGUGGGAAAAGUAAGAUACUGGAGAGAGAUUUGGCUUCAUUGAGAUCAUGCAACAAAAACCUGAAAAUAAAAGGUGGUUCAGGCUGUUGUGAUAAGAAGAAAGAGAAGCUGAAGGAGACAGUGGCAAAGAGCUGUUGUGAGGAGAAGGAGAAAAAUGUUGAGAUGCAGAUUCUUGGUGGCCAAAAGUUAAUUGAUUUGGAGAAAUGUCUGGCUGGUGAAACCUGCAAAUCAAGCUGCUGUGGCACUAAAGAGAAGGCUGCUGAGGCUGCAUACAAAGUGGACUGCAACUCAGGAAGCUGCAAGAAAACAUUGAAACAAAGCAGCUGCCAUGAGAAGACAUGUCUAGACACUGAAACUGGUGACUCCAAGUUGGUUUGUUGUGGAGAGAGAGAAGGAGGAAAAGUUGGAGAGCAAUCUGAUCUUGAGGUAAAGAAUGAAAGAGAAUGCAAGUCUGGUUGCUGCAGUGAUGAAAGAAAACAAACCGAGGAAAUAACUCUGGCUUCCGAGGAAGAGACAGAGAGUCUGGAUUGCUCCUCAGGAUGCUGCGAGAACAAGGCCACAGUGAAACAAAGCUGCCAUGAGAAUGCAGGUCUAGAAAUUGAAGCUGGUGAUCUCAAGUUGGUUUGUUGUGGUGGUGAUGAGAAACAAACUGGAGAGAUAACUAUGGCAUGUGAGGAAGAGACAGACGGCUCGGAUUGCUCCUCGACAUGCUGUGGAAACAAGGAGGAAGUUGAACAAAGCUGUCAUGAGAAGGCAUGUCUGGACAUUGAAGCUGGUGUGAGUUGUGAUCUCAAGUUGGCUUGUUGUGGAAACACAGAAGGAGAAGUGAAAGAGAAACUUGAUCUUGAGGAGGGCUUGCAGAUAAAGAACCAAGGACAAUGCAUGUCUGUUUGUGGUUUGAAGGAAGAUGGGUCUUCUAGUUUGUUGGGCAAAGAGCGAGAGAUAGUGAAAGUUCUUAGCCAAAGCAGCAGCUGCUGCACAAGUCCUACUGAGUUGCACGUGAAGAAGAAGAAGAAGAUAGAGAUUUGUUGCAAAGUGAAGACUCCAGAGGCCGUUGCUUGUGGAUCUAUUAAGUGUAAGGAAAGAGGGAAGCGUCACAUUGGUAAAAGCUGUUGCAGGAGUUAUGCCAAGGAAUAUUGCACCCACAGGCAUCACCACCAUCAUCAUCACCAUGUUGGGGCUGUUUAAUGGCCUUUUGAAUCUCGAUGCAUCCAUUCACAAUAACCUUGCUUAUUCCACUAGUGCCGUCCAGAAAAUAAAAAACAUUGCUGUUUAAUUGUUUCCAGCCAUUGUGUGGUUCAUCAAGAACAAUGUUAAUGAUCCUUUAUGUUUGCCUCUAGUAUUUCUCGUUUUUUGUUCUGUUACUCGGUUAUUUGAAAACGUUGGAUAAAACAAGU
This is a messenger RNA of Brassica oleracea var. oleracea, 4056 nucleotides long. RefSeq names its product putative cadmium/zinc-transporting ATPase HMA4. The record is from RefSeq and is a predicted model, not a curated record. Lineage: Eukaryota; Viridiplantae; Streptophyta; Magnoliopsida; Brassicales; Brassicaceae. Gene Ontology annotation, biological process: monoatomic cation transport. Gene Ontology annotation, cellular component: membrane. The transcript has 10 exons. Bases 260 to 3847 code for a protein of 1195 amino acids. Gene Ontology annotation, molecular function: ATPase-coupled monoatomic cation transmembrane transporter activity; ATP hydrolysis activity; ATP binding.